UGGGGACUUGUCACACGUGAGCUUUCCCUCAACUGGACCAAGACUCUUUACAACGAGCAUCUUCUUUGCCCCAGAGUUGGGAUCGCCAGGACUCGUCUGCCACUUCGGACCCUCCGCCGCAGCCUGCCAGGUGACCCUACUGCUGAGGAGAUGGUAAAUUCCCCAGUUUCCCUGGACUCGUUUCAGCGGGUACCUCAGCCCAGCAGUCUCAUCUUCCUUAUCCACCUCCUCCUCUUCCUCCAGCCUCGGGAGUCAAACUCAGAGGAGGUCAAGGUGAUUGGCCCUGGGGAGUCCAUCCUGGCGAAUGUCGGGGAAGAGGUGGAGUUCCCGUGCCACCUGUCCCCCUACCGAGAUGCGGAGCACAUGGAGAUCCUCUGGUUCCGGAGCCAGGCCUCCAACGUGGUGCACCUGUACCAGGACCGGCGGGAGCUCCCGGGGCGGCAGAUGGCGCAGUUCCAGAACAGGACCACACUCAUCAAGGACGAGAUCUUGGAUGGCGCCGUGAUCCUGCAGCUCCAGGACGUGCUCCCCGCCGACCAGGGCUCUUAUGGGUGCCGCUUCCUCUCCCGCGACGACUCCUUCUCCGGGGAAGCUGUAUGGGAGCUGGAGGUAGCAGGAAUGGGGUCAGACCCUCACAUCUCCCUUGAGGGCUUCAAGAAAGGAGGCAUUCAGCUCAGGUGCAGCUCCAGUGGCUGGUACCCCAAGCCUCAGGCUCAGUGGAGAGGCCACCUGGGACAGUGCCUGCCUCCGGAGUUCGAAGCCAUCACCCAGGACGCCCGUGGCCUGUUCAGUCUGGAGACAUCUGUGGUCGUCCAAGGGGGGGCCCACAGCAACGUGUCCUGCUCCAUCCAGAACCCUGUUCUGCUCCAGAAGAAAGAGUUUGUGGUCCAAAUAGCAGGGAAACUCACCGCGGAGCUGGGGAAGGUGCAGUCAGAGCUUGACUGGAGAAGGGCUGAAGGCCAGGCUGAGUGGAGAGCAGCCCAGCAAUAUGCAGUGAACGUGACCCUGGAUUCGGCCUCAGCACACCCCAGCCUGGAGGUCUCCCAGGACGGCAGGAGCGUGUCCUCCCGCGGGGCGGCCUUGUUCCCGGCAGUGCCGGGAGACCCGCAGCGGUUCACCGAGCAGACGUGCGUGCUGAUGCUGGAGCCGCAGCGCCGGGCGCUGUCCCUGCGCGUGCCGCCCCGGCGAGUGGGCAUCUUCCUGGACUGCGAGGCCGGGAAGCUGGCCUUUUUCAACGUGUCCGACGGCUCCCACAUCUUCACCUUCACCGACACCUUCUCGGGGCCGCUCUGUGCGUACUUCAGGCCCAGAGCCCCCGACGGCAGCACACGCCCCGAUCCGCUCACCAUCUGCCCGUUGCCCGUUCGAGGAACACGCGUCCCCGAAGAGGAGGACGGUGACACCUGGGCACAGCCUUACGAGCCCUCGGCGCCCCCCAUGGACCCAUGGUGAGGCGCGCGCUCGCCGGGUGGAGGAAGCCCCGCCAAAAUGCCAGCAAAGGCGACAGACAGACAGACAGCACAGCGGAAGGGAAACAGACAGGGGCUUGGCCUGCGUAGAUGUGUCUGUGUGUUUAGAAUUUUCUUUUUUUUAAAAAAGAGGCAAUUCCCAAGCUUGUCUGUGUGUAUCAUAGGAUUGAGAAAGUGAGGAAAACAUAUUGAUGUUGCCAGGAGCCACUGUGCUCACUGCGCAAAGGG
Myotis brandtii (Brandt's bat) is the source of this 1697-nucleotide messenger RNA. Its product is annotated as butyrophilin-like protein 9. Gene Ontology annotation, molecular function: signaling receptor binding. Gene Ontology annotation, cellular component: external side of plasma membrane. Gene Ontology annotation, biological process: T cell receptor signaling pathway; regulation of cytokine production. Lineage: Eukaryota; Metazoa; Chordata; Mammalia; Chiroptera; Vespertilionidae. Bases 151 to 1452 code for a protein of 433 amino acids. The transcript is spliced from 10 exons. The record is from RefSeq and is a predicted model, not a curated record.